AUGAUGCCUGGCCAGCGACUGCAAGGCUGCCGCUCCCUGCACCUCAACGAGGACAACGGCCGCUUCGUGCUGCUCGCCGUCCUCAUCAUACUGUACCUGCUGUGCGGCGCUGCGGUCUUCUCGGCCAUAGAGAGGCCCUCGGAGCUGCGGGCUCACGGCCGCUGGAACGGGACGCUCCACAACUUCAGUGAGACCUUCAACAUCAGCCUGCAGGACCUCAACUCCUUCCUGCGGGAGUACGAGGCUGCAAUCGCCGCCGGGAUCCGGGCUGAUGCUCUGAGGCCACGAUGGGAUUUUACAGGGGCUUUUUAUUUUGUUGGAACUGUGGUGUCGACUAUAGGUUUUGGGAUGACAACGCCUGUGACAGUUGCAGGCAAGGUGUUCCUGAUCUUUUAUGGGCUUCUGGGCUGUGCCGCCACCAUCCUUUUCUUUAACCUCUUCCUGGAACGCAUCAUCACACUGCUGGCUGUGGUGAUGAAGGCCGUGAGGGAGCGUCGAAUCAGGAACAGUGGUCUACUCCCUCCAGGAAUCCGCCAUGACUUCUCAGCGUACUCCCUCCCUGGCUGGAAGCCAUCCGUGUACCAUGUGAUGCUGAUUCUUGGCCUGUCAGCCAUCACCAUCUCCUGCUGUGCAUCAGCCAUGUACACCCCCGUGGAGGGCUGGGCGUACUUAGACUCACUCUACUUCUGCUUUGUCACCUUCAGCACCAUCGGCUUUGGGGAUUAUGUCAGCAGUCAGAGCGCUGCUUACGAAUACCAAAGCCUCUACAGGGUGGCCAACUUCCUCUUCAUGCUAAUGGGAGUGUGCUGCAUCUACUCGCUCUUUAAUGUCAUCUCUAUUGUCAUCAAGCAGGUGCUCAACUGGAUUCUGGAGAAAAUGAGCUGCUUGUUUUGCCAGCGCUGCAAUAAGGCCAGCGCCCUCCUGGGCAGACGUAACGCCAUCCGCCCGGGCUUCAAGGGUCGCAAGGGUCGGCUUGGCCAGCCGCCCGACUCAGAUGGUCCUUGUGAUAGUGAUACCGAGGGACGCAGACUAUCAGGGGAGAUGAUCUCUAUGAAAGACUUGGCAGCCUCUAACAAGGUGUCGCUGGCCAUCAUGCAGAAGCAGCUGUCUGAGUCGGCCAAUGGAUAUCCCAGGACAGUCUGUGGCAGCUCACGCCAUAAUGGUUUCUCUGGGGGGGUUGGCGCCCUCGGUAUCAUGAACAACAGGCUGGCAGAGACGAGUAACUCCAGGUAGAGGACACAGUGAGACAUGAAAU
Molecule: messenger RNA, 1255 nt
Organism: Plectropomus leopardus (leopard coralgrouper)
Lineage: Eukaryota; Metazoa; Chordata; Actinopteri; Perciformes; Serranidae
Gene: kcnk12
Product: potassium channel, subfamily K, member 12
Biological process (GO): potassium ion transmembrane transport; stabilization of membrane potential
Cellular component (GO): plasma membrane
Molecular function (GO): potassium ion leak channel activity; outward rectifier potassium channel activity
Source: RefSeq, a predicted model, not a curated record